AUGAUUCAGAGGCUGCAAUGCCUGAUUUGUUUUGAUGCGUUUCCUCUGAAUGAAAGUGCGGCUGUACGUUGUGGCCACAUAUUCCAUCUACACUGUAUCUUGCAGUGGCUUGAGAGCUGUAAAACAUGUCCGGUUUGCCGAAAGAAGGCUACAACAAGGGAUCUUAUUCGACAGCUCUUUUUUCAAAUGGAAGAAAGUAAAAGCUUCAAUUCCGAUAGCAUUGAUCCACUCGAAAUGCAUAAUGAACUCCAGAAUGCCUUGAAUAAUCUCGAGAGGGAGAAGCAAGCUACCGCUAAAGCCAAAGAUGAAGCUAAUGUUUGUUUGGCUGCAAAUCUGUUAUUGAAGGAAAAAGUAGCAAAUUUGGAGUCGAUUUCUCGACUUAAUGUGCAGCAAAUCAAACAUUUGGAAGGCAUGCUUACAAAACAACUGGACACGGAGAAAGAGCUGCAGAAGUACAAGAGACGGUUGCAGGCUGCUGCAUUCUAUAAAUUGCUUAGUAUCAAAAAUGAUGAACCUGUUUUGGAAAUCGAUAAAUAUAUCGCCAACGAAGGAUUAGAAAUGAAGAGAUUCCUUGCCUUGCUUAGAAGACAGUUGAAAGAUGCCAUGAAGACAGUAGAAAAUCAAAAAGAAGAACUUCAAGAGAACCGGAAAAAAAUCAGUGAAUUACAGAAAAAACUAAGUGAACAUAAAAACCUCAAUGUAGCAUUGAAAAAAGAACUUUCUUCAUUUCGAGCAGAUCCUUCACAGACAUUAAUGAAUGCAACGCUUGAAGAAAUUAUUGCUUUCAGGCAGCAGUCAUUUUCACAAUUUGACGUGGAUGACUGUAAAGUAUUCCCAGCUUCACUUAUGGCUUCAUCAUGCAGAAAUACUUCCGGAAAUAAUGCUUUAGUGGAGAAGGUACAAGAGACAACGCCAAUUCAAAGCAACUUAAUGGGAAAAGUCUCGGAGAACAAGUCGCAAGCAGACAUUGAAAACGAUAUGGAAGAAGUUUUUGUGCCUCCUGUUAUUCGAAGGUGUGCUACUACAACACAAUUUCAUGGCGCUUCACGUAAAAUUCUUGCCGCAAAGCAUAAUCAAGUGAUCAGAAAUAGGGAAUCGCUGAAGAAGAGAAGUUCUUGCGUUUAUCAUCUUAAAAAAAGAGAAGUUCGAUGUCCACGAUUAUAUGAUUUGAAAAAUAAUGCUGUUACCGUAAACUAA
Molecule: messenger RNA, 1197 nt
Organism: Cercopithifilaria johnstoni
Lineage: Eukaryota; Metazoa; Nematoda; Chromadorea; Rhabditida; Onchocercidae
Source: the annotation of a GenBank genome assembly